UCUUGCUCCUGGUGCAGCUGCUGCUUUACACCAGUGUCACGAGGAAACUGUGGAAGACAUAUUGCGGAAAACAAAAAGCCAGACGUCUACACGAAUAAGCACUGGGGAACGUGUUUCUCCCCUGGCCUCCAAUGGCCUCCCUGCCAGCUUCCGUAGCCCAGGCAUGACUGUGACCCCCCCCCCCCCAAAAAAAAUCCAGUCCUCAGCCUGCUUCCUCUUCUUACAACAAUACGAGUCCCAGCACAGAUGGAUGACGUGGAUGGCCUGCGGUUGAAGCUCUCCUCUGAGGACUCUGUGUCACUGGCUUCCUCCUUGACUGAGCCCAUCAACCUAGAAGAUUCCCAUUAUGCUCGGCUGCGAGGUGAGCUUGAGUCCGAUGCCCAGAACCUGGAGGCGGAGUCCUGGAAUGUGGCUGUGGAGCAGAACUACCUGAAGACCCUGAACAAAGAGGCUGUUAAAAGACAAGAUGUCAUCUACGAGUUGAUCCAGACGGAGAUGCACCAUGUACGCACCUUGAAAAUCCUUCUCCAUGUCUACAUGCAUGAGUUGAGGCAAUCUCAGCUGAUCGAAGAAGGCAGGCUGGAGCGGCUCUUCCCCAGGGUGGAAACUCUCCUCACCUUCCACCAGCACUUCCUCAACUGCCUCAAAGCACGCCAAAACCAGAGUCAGGAGGAAGGCUGCCCAAACAACUACCAGAUAACACAGCUGGGAGAUAUCCUCAUCUCUCAGUUUUCAGAUGCACUGGGAGAAGGAAUGAUGGAGUGUUACAGUGUUUUCUGUCGGCAUCACAAUGAAGCCAUCAGCUUCUACAAGGAGCAGCUGCAGAGCAACAAGAAGCUGCAGAUUCUUAUGAGGAAAUUGGGUCAGCUGCCUCUAGUGCGAAGGUUGGGAAUCCCUGAAUGUUUUCUGUUGGUGACUCAACGCAUCACAAAAUAUCCUGUCCUAGUGGAACGAAUCAUCCAGAACACUGAAGCUGACACAGACGAGUACAAGGCUCUGGUUCAGGGUUUGGAGCGGAUCAAAGACACCAUUUCCGAGGUGAAUGAUCAGGUCAGUGAAUAUGAAAAAUUUGUUCGUCUGAGAGAGAUCGGCCUGCGUUUGGAGCCAAAAUCUCAGGGCCGGCAGAAGGACGGCCAGCUGUUCCGCAGAGAGGAUCUAAUCCAGGGAAACAGGACGCUGCUGCACGAAGGCGCCGUCACCUGGAAGUCCUCCGGUAGACAGAAAGACAUCCAUGCUGUGCUGCUGUCAGAUGUGCUCCUCCUCUUACAAGAGAAGGAUCAGAAGCUUGUAUUUGCUGCUGUGGACAACAAACCACCAGUGAUCCCCCUUCAAAGGCUGAUAGUUAGAGAAGUAGCCCAUGAAGACAAAGCCAUGUUCCUUAUCUGUGCCUGCACCACCAGCUUGCCGGAGAUGUACGAGAUCCACACAGGCUCCAGAGAGGAACGCAUCACCUGGACGGCCCUCAUACGAGAAGCUGUGGAACACUAUCCUCAAAAGGAGCUGCAGCGCGAACUGAUUGCUAAACUGCAGCAUUGUCAAGAUGCUCUUAAGGAGAGGGAUGACCAGAUAAUACAAAGUCUGACAGAGAAGCAGCAGAUCUUUGCUGCUCUCUACGAGAACGCGAUGGAGCAGGAGACACCCCACAAAGGGCUGCUGCUCCGAGGAGAUGCUACUGACCUCCAGCAGGGGGGGGCGCUGCUCAAAGGAGCCAUAGAUGAGGUGGAAAACCUGCUGAACCUGCUCUUGUCAAAGAUAAGAGACCCAGACCUUGUAAUGGAUGACAGUAAGAUGCAGGGGGAGCUGCUCAGGCGGGCCGAGACCUUUGGAGCGGGUGACAGUGACUCCUAUGAAAACACCAUGAAAAAUGGACAUGUAGCUGAGAGGCCAGGUAGCAGCGAGGGCAGUCAAGUGCACCUCAGCCACACCACAGAAAUAAACUGUCCUGAAGGCCUGGAACAGUCUGCUGAUGACGAGACACUCCCAGUGCCAAACUGCAGUUCAGCCUCCAGUCAUCUCCCUGAGACAGAGGUGUAUAACAAGGUGAUGAUGCUCAUAAGGAUGCUCUACAGCUUAAAGGCAGUCAUCGCCCAGCAGGACAGCCAGAUUGAACUGCAGCGCGCUUUUCAAACAGCCAGCCAGCAGCCUGCUCGUCAUUACAGCAAUGUGCUGCUUGAGCAGGAGAAGCAGCGCAACCUAGAGAAGCAGAAGGCCGAACUCGCCAACUUGCACAAGCUACAGGCUCAGCAUCAAGAAGCACAGCAGCGCUGGGAGAAGGAGAGGGAGCGGCAGAGGAUACAGAUUGAGACUCUGGAGGCUCAAGUGCAACAGAGGGAGGAGGACUGCAGGAAAUGGGAGGAGAAGCUGAACGGGGAGAAGGCCGAGCUGGAGACGCAGCGGGAAAACUACCAGCAGGACCUGGAGAGGCUUAGGGAGUCCACAAAAUCAGUGGAAAAGGAGCAGGAGCGAAACGCACAGGAGAGGGAGCGUUUGGAGAAGUUAAAGUCAAAGUACAUCCCAAACCCAGGACACUCCAACUAUGAUGAUCCUGCACAAAGCUGGAAUCUCUCCAGUUACCCAUCAUUCAGGGGAAGCAUAGUGAAUGGAUUUGGGAAUCAGACCUUAACUCCAAAGCCCAUCACCUCCAAUCUCAUGGAAAUUCCUCCAAAAGUUCCACCACGCAAGGAGAGCAUCAGCCCCCAGCCUGCCAAACCCGAGCUGCCCGUCCACCUGAUCAGCACCACCAACCAGGUGCACAAACCUCCUGCCGUGCAUCAGAAGAUCCCCACCAAGCUGGCUACUCUGCCCAAGGGAAAGGAGAAGGCCUUAAAGAUGAAGGGGUCCCACCAGAGGACGCACAGUGCAGCCUCUAUAGAUGUGAACCAGGUGCUGCCCAUCCGAGUGACGGGGAAAGAAGGCGGUAGUCUGAGAGCCAAGAGGAACGGCAGCCCUCAAAGGAUCUACCAUUCAGAUAUGUUCAAACUGCCAGGAUCUGUCCACAGUGUGAAAAUGUCUCAGUCCUUCAGCACACACAAGAGGAGCAGCAACGAGGCUCCUCCACCAGCACCACCUCCAUUCCCCAAAGAUGUUCUGGAAAUGGGCAAAGAGAAGGUAAUCUUCCUUUAGUCAUAAACUACAGACUGGAGUUUGGACGAGGCCUCUUUCUGCAUAAAGACUUAAACACAUGGAAAGACUGACAGAGCUGUGAAGAGACACUGCACAUUACUUCAUGACGUCCAGGUGUAUCCAGUGUGAAGACCGGUCACUGUUAUAGUUCUCUAUCACAGGAAGCAAGCUGUUGAAACCAGCUGAACUUGGGGGGAAAAAAAGGCAAAGUGAUGGACGUGUUUAUAAGAAAAAAAUGUAAAAAAGCUAGACCCAGUUGUACAUUUGGGAAAGAUAAUAUUUUAACUUUUUAAAAUGUUGCUAAAACUUUGUUGCCCAAAGCUUUUUCCCUAAAGAGUUCUUUUAUCAUUUUUAUUUUAAAUGAAAGUAGGUUGUCUGUAACCAUUUAGCACUCAUGUUUUAACUUGUACGCUUUCUUUUUAAUUUAAGGAAUGAGUAAUGCAUUGUGAGGAAGCUAUAGAUUUGACAAGUUUACAUCUGUUUAGAUAUGAAAGUGCAAAGCACAUAAUUUUGUUUUAGAAUGAAUCAGAUCAUUUUGAAAAUUGUACUGACCUGCUCCUCAGUAUCUGUUCUAAUCAAGAGGUAAAUUAAAAGGGUUCGUAGAAAGGCUGGACACAGGGACAGUCCACGACACAGUAUCAGCAGGACUGUUUGUUUACAGCUGCUGAAACAUUUGAGAAUGUAACAGAAUGGUUUCUGAGUGACAUUCCCUGUUCAAUAAUCUCCUGAUAUAAUUUAACUUUUAACAUAAUGUUGAUGAUUUUCUCUGCUAGAGACACAUUGACAGUCGUCACCUCUUGGAUCCAUGUAAAAUAUCUUCCAAACCCCAACUAAUGGGUCAUGGAAUAAAAAGAUGGUUGACUUUA
Molecule: messenger RNA, 3989 nt
Organism: Seriola dumerili (greater amberjack)
Lineage: Eukaryota; Metazoa; Chordata; Actinopteri; Carangiformes; Carangidae
Gene: arhgef18a
Product: rho guanine nucleotide exchange factor 18-like
Exons: 21
Coding region: 247-3123 (958 amino acids)
Biological process (GO): regulation of Rho protein signal transduction
Cellular component (GO): plasma membrane
Molecular function (GO): guanyl-nucleotide exchange factor activity
Source: RefSeq, a predicted model, not a curated record